CCGCAAUCCGUAUCCUACAACGUCAUCCGUCUCCGUGAUCACGCUCCGGACUAUGUCUUUAACUUUGCAUUUUUCUUCGAGGAGCUGACCGUCGUUGUGUCCCGGCGAAGCUCUCAUAUAGCCCAACGAGCGGAGACAGGGUGAAAGACACGAAAGACACGGUGAAAGACACGCGAUUCCCCGUCGCGUUUAGGGAUUAGUAUGGCGGACAGGAGCCAGCCCGAUGAUUCGGCCUCGAAGGCUACAGCGUCUCAUCCAUCGACCAGGCGGUCUUCCAAUGCCUCCGGUGCGGAUCUGGCUGCUUCGCAGCAGUUUGGAACCGACAGCCAAAGUUCCGGUGAACUGUCCCGGAAGAAGCCUCCGCGCUCGCAGCCUAGGAUGGAGGGAUACGGGUCGAUUACAUCCCCAGCGAGUGGAGGACCUUCACGCUAUGCCGCAGGCUCACCCGACACGAAGGGCCUGAAGCCUUCUUUGAAACGCCGAUCAACAUCGCAUGGCCCACACCGAGGGCAAGAGUUCUCGGUAGAUGAUACGCUGGAAGAAGCGGAUAAGGAUCAGGCCUUACAUAGACAUCAACCAAAGGCCGGUACCCAUCCGAAGAGCAAAACGUCCACCAUUCGAAAACGCCCAACCCCCCAAAUGCCCGCUCUGGCAAAAGUUGAUUCGCAGUUGGAAGACGUUUACAUCGAACAAGAAUCUGCAAGCGCACAGACAAACCAAGAGCCAGAAUCGGCCACUCCAGAAGACACGGCAGUGCUGACGGAGGACGAAGAGGACGAACCCCCAGCUGAAGACGAGGGAGAUGUAAGUGACGCCGAGAGCUUCACUUUGAAGGACCGUCAGCAGGCAAUAAACGAGACUCAUCCCUUCGGUAUUCGUAUAUGGAAGCCGGCACUCUACAAGAAGAACCGCUCGGUCCAGAAGACAGCAGAACAGGAUGUUCAUUCAAUCCCAGGAGGCUUCGUGAGCAAAUGGCUGCUUCUCUUCAACCUGCUAUGGACUCUCCUUUUUGGCUGGUGGCUGGCUCUCAUUGCAUUCACUGGAGCUUUAACCUGCAUGUUUCUUGGGAUCUUCAACGGCUGCGCUGAUUAUGGCCGGGUUCUGCUUGGUCUUUCAUCCUACCUCUUCUACCCGUUUGGAAAGUAUAUCAAGCUGGUCCAGGACGACGCAUACAUAGACGAAGAUGAGGGCGAAGGCCGAAGCAUUAGCGAGUACGAGCGAUGGCAAAGUGGCGAUCUGGAAGAAGGACGUCUAUUCUUCGGUCCCAUCAUGAACCGAUCGCUCAUCGGACGAAGAAGACCUAGCGCAGAUUCCACUGCUGAAACCGAGAGUCUCCUUGGAAGGGCAGCUAGGGGCACAAUGUCGGACCGUUCUAAUAGCCAGCCGAAGAGAAGACUCUUCGGCAGAGGCAAAUGGACGGUCGGUCGGGUGGUCUUCUUCAUUUUCUUCUAUGGCCUACUAACUCCUUGUUUGUUUUUGGUUUCAGGGAUUUGCUGGUUCCUUGUCUUCACGAUACCCAUGGGAAAAGUUACUAUGCUUCUCCUAAGCCAUUUGCGUCGCCAUCCUCUAGCGCUCUCGUUCCAUUCGGAUACCUCGGACACCCGCCAACCGGGCACGAUCCUAGUCUGCACUUAUCGUGCUAUUGGCCCCAAGUAUUGGAAAUAUACGAUAGAUGGGACCAACAUUUUUCUCUUCAACUUCCUUGCGCUCGUUGCAUUCGUCAUUAUCGAUUUCUUCCUUCUUCGGGAGGCUCUUGGCCUAGAUAUCCUCAUUACGAACCCGUUCAUAAUUUUUGCAAUUUCCUUACUUUCCACGAUUCCCCUGGCCUAUUUCAUCGGUCAAGCAGUUGCAUCCAUAUCCGCACAGUCUUCCAUGGGUGUUGGCGCUACUAUCAAUGCGUUCUUUUCUACCGUUGUGGAAGUCUACCUCUAUUGCGUUGCACUCCAAGAAGGAAAAUCACAGCUCGUAGAAGGCAGCAUCAUCGGUAGCAUUUUUGCAGGCGUUUUGUUUUUACCCGGCCUGUCCAUGUGUUUCGGAGCGCUGAAGAGAAAGACGCAACGGUUCAAUGUCCAGUCGGCUGGUGUAACCUCGACCAUGCUUCUUUUCGCCGUCAUUGGGGCAUUUGCGCCGACAUUGUUCUACCAGAUCUAUGGAAGCCAUGAGCUACAAUGCCACCAGUGCGUGGACCAACUGCCGGGCGACCGUGACUGUCGUCGAUGUUUCUUCUCUCAAGUACCCGCUGUGGGAGACCACUUUUACCGAGAGGCUAUACAACCUUACACAUGGUUCUCAGCUGUCAUGUUGUUCUUGUCAUAUGUUACCGGGCUGCUAUUCACCCUUCGCACCCAUGCAGCGGUUAUUUGGAGCAAUGAACCGGACGAAAAGCGUGCCCACCUAGAAAGUAGCAUGAUCCACCAGGGUGUCGACCAUGCGGGGUUCUCUACUGGGAAUACGUUGAAUACACGGACCAAUACCGGAUUUGCGACGGGAACUGUCUCAAAGUCAGACGUCCGCGACUCACAGUUGUAUAAACGGAUCUUCGGCCAGACAGAACGACAGCUCCUAGGUCCGGGCGAGUCAGAGCACCAGCAGAGACCAGCCAGUCCUGUGGAAUCUCCAACGCCUCAUAUUGUUCCUCCCCCAGGCCGUGACAAUGCUCGGUUCCGGAUCGAGAGCCUCUCUGAAGAAGAUAACCGGAACCUAGUACGACAAGUCACCGAGAUUGCCACCACUGCUGCCACGAUUGCAACUCGAGAUGCGGUUCGAAAGCCUUCUGCCAACACCACACCCGCAGCAAAAAUGCAGCAACAGGAACGAGAACGUCUGGCGUUGACUCGCUUACCUACGACAACGACAGAGCCGGAAGGCCACCCUGCCACCGACGAACAUGGGGGCGGCGGACAUGAUGCGCCGAACUGGAGCAGGACCAAGAGCGCUAUGAUCCUUCUGAGCGCGACUGUUGCGUACGCCUUAGUUGCGGAGAUAUUGGUCAACACGGUUGACUCUGUGCUCAACAACUUUGAGGUUGAUGAGAAGUUCUUGGGAAUAACCUUGUUCGCACUAGUGCCAAAUGCGACGGAAUUCUUGAACGCCAUAUCAUUCGCCAUGAACGGUAACAUUGCCCUGUCCAUGGAAAUUGGUUCGGCGUAUGCCCUGCAAGUCUGCCUCCUACAAAUACCAUGCCUCGUACUCUUUUCUGCGAUUUACGCCGCUCAAUACCUUGACCCUGAAAGCAUCCCCGGUCAUACCUUCUCCCUCAUCUUCCCGCAGUGGGACAUGGUUACCGUCAUCCUCUGCGUCUUCCUCCUAUCCUAUAUGUACGGCGAAGGCAAGAGCAACUAUUUCAAGGGCAGCAUCCUCGUGUUUUCGUACUUUGUCGUUAUUUUCGGGUUCUACUUGAGCGGCUUUAAUAGCGACGCGUUGCUGGAGAUCAAUCCCACUGAUACACUCGCAAUCAACGGGCGUCUAAAACCUUUUACAGUCUACCGAGACAAGCCAACGGAGUUGUGAGUGGCAUUCAGGCCACGUGGGAGAGUUUGCAUCGGCAUCACCUGACUUGAGCGUCUUCGAUACUUAUUUCUGUUGCAUAGCGGGCGUCCUGAAAGUUGUUUAUUAUUCACUUCUACCUUGCGCGUACAGGCACUACGUAGUAGUACCGCUCUAAUGUUAAAUCAAAGAAUGUCAUCAGAUUAGUGGCUUCGAGAUUGAAAUGGAGCCUGAGGCACCAAGGCAAUUUUGCUACUUGACCCCUGGCCUCACUCUCCGGUUCGCAAAGUUUCCAUAUGUUCCGUGUCGCACGGCGAUCUUUGAGUCGAUGCCAUUUAUAUCUUCCGGUCUCUUCUUUGGGAUUAUUCCUCGGCAUUCCCGACUGAUCAAUUGAUCCAAUUUCGUAGGAUCAUACAAUGACAAUCCGCCACUCCGCAAUUGCGGUCAUUUUGUGGGGUAAUCUAUCCCUGACAGCUACAGCUUUGGGUG
Messenger RNA from Eremomyces bilateralis CBS 781.70, 3975 nucleotides. RefSeq names its product calcium/proton exchanger. The coding region runs from base 202 to 3510 and encodes 1102 amino acids. The transcript has 5 exons. Gene Ontology annotation, molecular function: calcium:proton antiporter activity. Gene Ontology annotation, biological process: intracellular calcium ion homeostasis; calcium ion transmembrane transport. The record is from RefSeq and is a predicted model, not a curated record. Lineage: Eukaryota; Fungi; Ascomycota; Dothideomycetes; Eremomycetales; Eremomycetaceae. Gene Ontology annotation, cellular component: membrane; endomembrane system.